ACCAGCUCCUGUAAAAGACUGGCCAGAGAUGAAUGUGGGCUGCAUUCAUAGAAGGAUCCUGUCAAGCAAACCCUUACACUGCUCUUAGAGAAUGACACUCAAGGACAGGCAAGCAUUAAACAAGCUGCUGACCCCAUGCAGUCGCCAAGAUCUGAAGCCACUGAUUGGCAGAUUGGUGUUCUAGAUCAAAAUACCACAAAUAUCAAACUGUUCCAGCUUAAGGACACAAUGGAGCUUCUGUCUGCCCAUGGCAGAUCUGUCUGGGAGAGCAUGAAGGCGAGCUUUUGGUAUGAGGCUAUGAAAAAGAAGCUGCCCAUUUUGGUGUGGCUGCCCAAGUACUCUGUGAAAUGGCUGCAGAUGGACCUGAUCGCUGGGAUGACAGUGGGACUGACAGUCGUUCCUCAGGCGCUGGCUUAUGCAGAAGUCGCGGGCUUACCUGUGCAGUAUGGCCUCUACUCCUCGUUUAUUGGCUGCUUUAUUUACUGUCUCCUGGGGACCUCUAAGGAUGUCACACUGGGUCCGACAGCGAUUAUGUCCCUCCUCUGUGCGUCCUACAUAGGUCAUGACCCUGUACAAGCGGUUCUGUUGACGUUCCUCUGCGGCUUCAUCCAGUUAGUGAUGGCCAUCAUGCAGCUCGGUUUCCUCUUGGAUUUCAUCUCCUAUCCCGUGAUUAAAGGGUUCACCUCAUCUGCAGCUUUAACUAUUGGAUUUGGACAAGUCAAGAACAUUCUGGGACUCCAUGACAUUCCUCAGCAGUUUUUCCUGCAGUUUUACUACAUGUUCCGGAAUAUCUAUGAAACCAGAGUGGGCGAUCUCAUCCUUGGGUUAACCUCCAUUGCCCUUCUGGUGGUGCUGAAGGUCAUGAAAGACAGCUUGGCUCUGACUGAUGAAGACCCUGCUGUGGUUGUCAAAGUGUGCCGCACAGUGGUUUGGUUCUUGGCAACAGCCCGCAAUGCGCUUGUGGUGGUUGUAGCAGCUCUGGUGGCGUACGCCUGUGAGCUCAGCGGCAUGAAAGCGUUCACGCUAACCGGGAAAACCACCCAGGGCCUCCCGCCAUUCAAGCCACCCCAGUUCUACGAAUAUACUGGGAAUGAAAGUCUGCCCUUUAGCGAAAUGGUGAAGGAUUUAGGAGGUGGUCUGGCUGUCAUUCCACUCGUUGGUUUACUGGAGAGCUUAGCCAUAGCAAAGGCGUUUGCUAGUCAGAAUGAGUAUCGCAUCGACUCCAACCAGGAGCUCUUGGCUAUCGGUGUUACAAAUCUGCUGGGAUCUUUUUUUUCUGCCUAUCCUGUGACUGGGAGUUUCGGAAGGACAGCAGUGAAUUCCCAGACAGGGGUCUGUACUCCAGCCGGUGGAAUAAUCACAGGGGUGAUCGUGCUGCUGUCGCUUGCUUUCCUGAUGCCUCUCUUCUACUACAUUCCCAAGGCUGCUCUGGCAGCUGUAAUCAUCUGUGCCGUGGCUCCCAUGUUUGACUACAAGGUCUUGAAAACACUGUGGAAAGUCAAGAAGUUGGAUCUGCUGCCCUUCCUGCUGACGUUCUUCGUGUGCUUCUGGGGAGUCCAGUAUGGUAUUGUUGCUGGUAUAGUCCUGUCUGGCUUCAUGCUGCUCUAUAAGAUUGCCAGACCCAAGUUAGAGGUUUCAGAUCACGGUGUGCUGGUCAUAGCUCUGGACAGCGGGUUGAACUUUCCUGCUGCUGAGUAUCUCAGUGACAGGUUGUACAGACAGGCUCUCCUAGUGCCUCAUCCUCGAUCAGUUGUCCUAGACUGUCGUCAUGUGAGCAGCAUCGACUACACCGUGGUGAACGAAAUCAAGGACCUGCUCCAGCAGUUCCACCUCAACAAAGUCUCUCUGAUCUUCGCUGGCUUACGGAUUGCGAUUCUUGAGGUGCUGCUGGCAGCAGAUCUGAAGGGGCUGGAGCAUACAGAAAGCAUGGAGGAAGCACUUCAGUCUCUCUCUGAACAACACUUUGUAGAGGAGCAUGAUCAGAGUCUAUGCUGAGGAACUUAUCCCAGUGUUCCCCUUCAGUCAAUCCCCAUCAGCUUGCAUGGAC
Molecule: messenger RNA, 2047 nt
Organism: Polyodon spathula (Mississippi paddlefish)
Lineage: Eukaryota; Metazoa; Chordata; Actinopteri; Acipenseriformes; Polyodontidae
Gene: slc26a11
Product: solute carrier family 26 member 11
Exons: 18
Coding region: 136-1995 (619 amino acids)
Biological process (GO): transmembrane transport
Cellular component (GO): membrane
Molecular function (GO): secondary active sulfate transmembrane transporter activity
Source: RefSeq, a predicted model, not a curated record